AUGGACCAACAUCCCAAACGAAGAGCGUUGGUGUCGUUCAAGAAACAGUUUGAAAGUAACACCGAUGACCUUUCAAACGAAGUGAAGAUGAAUGAGGACGUCUGUAGCUGGACCGCCACAGGUACACAAUCCGCUCGCCCUGUGACGUCACGCGGCGCACAACAGACUCUGCUGAGAGAAGACGAGAGGACCGUAAAAAUACCGGAGUGUUGGGAACCUCUGAAGUGUAAAGACGCCAAAAACAGUGCGUUUAAAACGGAAAAAAGCGAAAUAACCCUGGGUAAUAAGACGGAUAAUGUCUUUAUGACUCCAUUUUCUUUAACUCCGUUCACCUCCUGUACUAACGCCAGUCAUGUGGUCUCGGUUAACGGAAAGAAAAUGGUCAGAGAUCUUCCUCUAAGCGCGGAAGUCAAGCAUUGUUUCACCUCCGUGCGCGCGGAGACGCUCGGCAGCGCGUGCAGCGUCGAAGCGGCUACCGAGUGCGCGAGCCUCAAUCCACCUGAAACAGCUUAUUAUAACACAGCAAAUUGCAGAGAUAAAACAGGCUACAUUACGAGGCCCAUGAAUGCCUUCCUGGUUUGGUCGAAGAUACACCGGCCUAUCUUCACCAAGGCCAACCCAAAUGCCAGCAGUGCACAGAUCAGCAUGCAACUUGAGAUUGAGUGGAACAAACUGAGUGAAGAACAAAAGACACCCUACUAUGCAGAGUCACAGGGGCUUAAAUGGAAUCACAGACAGGAAAUUCCUGGCAAUUUGCACUGUACAAUAUCACAAAGGAGACCUGUUCUAGAACCAAAUGUUAAUAUAGUCAAGGACAUGCCGAGAGGAGCACCGGUCCAUGACAUGGUGUCAGGAUCUGGCGCCCAUUUCACCGGCCUUUCCCACUUAUACUCGCAAGUACCACUGGUUCAUGGGGGCAACCACUUUGCCCCAUCUGCUUUCCCAUUUGUUCCACCAUUCAGCAUGCCUGGGAUGCCAUUCCACCAGGCCAGCUUCUUGCUUUAUUCUGACAACCCAAGCAGACAGGGUCAUCUCAUGGGCUUGUACAUCGACCCUUUCCAGAACCAUGGUGUCUUGUGGGGACAAGAUUAACAGCCAAAACCUCCACAUUACCAAGGAGGUCCAGAAUUCUGUACCAGUGGACAAAUAUGACUUUGAGAAUG
Molecule: messenger RNA, 1163 nt
Organism: Tachysurus vachellii
Lineage: Eukaryota; Metazoa; Chordata; Actinopteri; Siluriformes; Bagridae
Exons: 4
Coding region: 1-1092 (363 amino acids)
Biological process (GO): regulation of transcription by RNA polymerase II
Cellular component (GO): nucleus
Molecular function (GO): sequence-specific double-stranded DNA binding; DNA-binding transcription factor activity, RNA polymerase II-specific
Source: RefSeq, a predicted model, not a curated record